CCAGUAGAGGUUUUGGAAAGGGCUAUUUAUCGUGCUUUAAGAAGUCAUCACAGUAACAAGAAUACGCCAUAGAAUGGAUGCAGAAGGAUUCCCACCACCACCACCUCCUGAAGUUUUAGAGACCGAAUUAACAGCCACUGCUGCAAAUGGUGAUGAUGAUGAAGAAGAGGGAGAACAGUUUGACUUUGACAGUGGAGAUGAGAUACCAGAAGCAGACCGACAAACUAUUUUGCCACCUAAUUCUGAGUCUAAAACUAAUGAAGAACAGGGAGAGUUGGGCUCUACAGGGACUGGAGAUUUAGAAAAUGCUGAUGGGACAGAGAAAACACAGAGAGCCGAAGCCAGUGCAGGCGGGGUACUACCAAGAGUAAACCCAUAUUCAGUUAUAACGAUUUCACCGAUGCAAGAAAAGGAGCCCUCAUUAUCACCAGAACCAAGUUCACAAGAUGGAAGUAUAAGCCCGACCCCCUCAACUGGAUAUUCUGUUCCUGUGCCCUGCGGCUAUGCUGUACCAUCCAAUUUACCGUUGAUAUUGCCAGCGUACUCCAGUCCGGUUAUAAUACGCACUAUCUCUGUGGAUGAAGAAGCAAAUGUUCACAUGGUUGCUGACGAUUGCCAUUCAAAUUCUCAAAGUUCAGAGGAGCCUCAGAACAAUGAAGAUAAUCAAGGGAAUAAAGAUGACGGUGUCUUGGCCAAGUGGGCUGCUGAUCCCGCAAACACAGAGUGGAUGGAGAAUGCAGAUGAAGUCAUUUAUGAUGAUGUACCCAGAGAAAAUUCAGAUUCUGAACCAGAGGAGAUGAUUUACGAUGAUGUUGAGAAUGGAGAUGAAGGUGGAAAUAGCUCUCUAGACUAUGGGUGGAGUUCGAGUGAGUUUGAAAGCUACGAAGAGCAAAGUGACUCAGAGUGUAAAAAUGGAAUGCCGGGUUCUUUCCUUCGUGGCAACCACAGAAGACAACUUUCUCAUGACCUAACCCGUUUAAAGGAGCACUAUGAAAAAAAGAUGAAAGAUUUGAUGGCAAACACGGUGGGAGCAGUAGAGAUUCAGCAGCUAAAGCAAAAACAUGAGCUGAAGAUGCAGAAGCUCAUGAGAGCAGCAAGAGAAGGCACUAAAGAUGGACUUGAAAAAACAAAAGCUGCUGUGAAGAAAGGUCGGUCAUUCAUAAGAACCAGGUCAUUUAUUAGUCAAGAUCACCGGUCCACCAGUCUGGAAGAAGAGGACCUGUUUAUUGAUGUAGACUGUAUGCACCCAGAGGCCAUAAUGACUCCUAUGCCUGAGGGAUUAUCACAGCAACAGGUGGUGAGAAGAUAUAUUUUAGGAGCUGUGGUUGACAGUGAGAAAAACUAUGUGGAUGCACUCAAAAGGAUUCUAGAGCAAUAUGAGAAGCCUCUUUCAGAGACGGAGCCCAAACUGUUGAGUGAGAGAAAACUAAAGAUGGUCUUUUAUCGAAUUAAGGAAAUUCUCCAGUGUCAUUCAAUGUUCCAAAUCGCACUGGCCAGUCGUGUGUCUGAAUGGGAUUCUGUGGAAAUGAUUGGAGAUGUUUUUGUUGCAUCGUUUUCAAAAUCUAUGGUGCUUGAUGCUUACAGUGAGUAUGUAAACAAUUUCAGCACUGCGGUGGGGAUUCUCAAGAAAACAUGUGCCACAAAACCUGCUUUUCUUGAGUUUUUGAAGCAAUGCCAAGAAUCUAGUCCUGACAGAAUUACACUCUAUGGCUUAAUGAUGAAACCCAUACAACGUUUUCCUCAGUUCAUCCUCCUGUUACAGGAUAUGUUAAAGAACACCAGUAAAGGGCACCCUGACAGGCUGCCUCUACAGAUGGCUCUCACAGAACUUGAAACCUUGGCAGAGAAACUAAAUGAGAGGAAAAGGGACGCAGAUCAGCGCUGCGAAAUAAAACAAAUUGCAAAAGCCAUGAAUGAGCGUUAUCUGAACAAGUUACUCAGCAGUGGGAACAGAUACCUCAUACGAACAGAUGAUAUGCUAGAAACGGUUUACAAUGACAGAGGAGAAAUCAUCAAAACCAAAGAGCGACGACUGUUCAUGUUAAAUGAUGUACUAAUGUGUGCUACUGUGAAUCUCCGAUCUGCCCAUGAAAGUGGCGGCAUUGUGACAGGCCAAAGGUACUUAUUAAAAUGGAGUGUGCCCCUUGGGCAUGUAGACGUCAUAGAGUAUGGAAGCAGUGAAGGUCAAGACGAGAACUGCAGAUUCUCUUCCCAGCAUUCUCCCGAGAACAUUGUUGUUAACGCCAAGCCUAACAAGCUUUAUAUGGGACCGGGUCAACUUUACCAAGAUUUGCAGAAUCUCUUGCAUGACUUGAAUGUAGUUGCCCAAAUCAGUCAACUGAUAGGCAGCCUGAAAGGAAACUACCAGAAUCUAAAUCAGUCAGUGGCACAUGACUGGACCUCGGGUUUACAAAAACUUAUUCUGAGAAAAGAAGAUGAAAUCAGAGCUGCAGACCGCUGUAGAAUUCAACUUCAGCUUCCAGGAAAGCAGGACAAAUCAGGUCGGCCUACUUUCUUUACAGCGGUAUUUAAUACCUUUACCCCUUCCAUCAAACAAUCUUGGAUCAAAAAUUUACAAGUGGCGAAGCUUGCUCUAGCUGAGGAGAAUCUGCUUGGCUGGUUCUGUAUAGACGAUGAUGGGAAUCAGAUUAAAAAAGAGAAGCAUCCUCUCCUUGUCAAGCAUAUGCCUGUGAUGAUGGCCAAACAACAGGAAUUUAAGGUUGAAUGUGCUGCUUAUAAUCCUGAACCAUAUUCAUGUGAAGAAACGGAUCCAGAUUCCCUUUCUAUAGAGCAUGGUUUUCUAUGGAUUGGCAGUUGUACCAAUCAAAUGGGCCAGAUUGCCAUUGUUUCAUUUCAAAAUUCCAGUCCAAAAGUUAUUGAAUGCUUCAAUGUGGAGUCAAGAAUACUCUGCAUGGUCUACAUUCCAGAAGAGGAGAAACAUAAAGAGCCAGACCUGCCCACUGAGCCUGAAGAUAUACCGAAAAAACCUCCAGGUGUCCCAACCAUUUGCCUGGGCAUGGAAGAAGGAAGCAUCUCUGUGUACAAGAGUAGUCAAGGCUCUAAGAAAGUCCGCCUGCAGCACUUCUUCGCUCCAGACAAGUCGACUGUCAUGAGCCUGGCAUACAAAGCCCGUCACUUGUUUGCUGGCCUCGUCAAUGGGAACAUUGCCAUCUACACAAAGUUGGAAGAUGGAGUCUGGAAUUCAGAACCUCAGAAAGUAGUGAAGUUGGGAGUUCUUCCAGUAAGAAGUCUCCUUGUCAUGGAAGAAACGAUCUGGGCAGCUUCUGGUGGACAGAUUUUUAUAAUUAGCACGGAGACUCAUACUGUAGAGUGCCAUUUUGAAGCUCAUCAAGAGGAAGGGAUGGUGAUUUCUCAUAUGGCUGUUGCAGGAGUUGGGAUCUGGAUUGCCUUCACUUCAGGAUCGACACUUCGCCUUUUCCACACUGAAACCCUUAAACACCUCCAAGAUGUCAACGUUGCUCCUCUCGUUCACAAUAUGUUGUCAGGACAGCAACGUGUGUCUGUAACCAGCCUCCUGGUAUGCCAUGGCUUAUUAUUAGUCGGAACAAAUCUGGGGAUCAUGGUAGCACUCCCGGUUCCUCGAUUACAGGGAAUCCCCAAAGUAACUGGAAGAGGGAUGGUCUCUUACCAUGCGCAUAAUGGCCCUGUUAAGUUCCUUGUCAUGGCUUCCGUGUCAAGCAAGCGAAGCAAAAGCAAAUCAAGGCACAGUCUGAACCGUCCUUCUUCAGGAUUGAAAGAUGAUGGCCAGAAAAACGUUGCACCCAGUGAGAGGCCCAGUUCUUCUCUAAGCCAUCCAAAUGAAAAUGCUAUUUGGUUGGGAGAUUCAGUGGGAUCCAUCGCUCAAAAAAGUGACAUGUCUUCAUCUUCUGGGUCCUUGACUUUGUCUCAUGGAUCCAGUACAACUGAACACAGGUCUGAGGAAAUGGCUGUGUAUGAGCUUCUGAAAGAAGUCUCCCUUAACCAGAGUAAAAAACGCCGAUCUAAAGAAGGGAAAGCAAUAUCAGUCUUGGUCAUCUCUGGAGGACAAGGGCACAGAAGAGUGAACAAGAAGUCAAAGCAGCAACGGCCAGAUGAACUAGUUUCAUCCGUAAUGGUUUGGCAGAUCCCACUCUUGAAGAUCUAAAAGCAUUCAUGAUAAUACCAUGUCACUUUGCAAAAGUGGUUUUUUAAAAAAAAUGAUUAUGUGAAGGAAAUAAACUUCCUUCACAAGAGAAUUUUGGUGACCUCAUCUCAGUAUGCCUUCUGAGUUAAGUGUCAAUAUUUGCAAAAGGUCCACCUAUUCAUAAAACUACUUUGUGCUGAAGUCAAAGUGGUGGCUUCCUUAACACUCCUAGAGGUAACCUGAGACCUCUUGUUCAGAACUGUGCUUGAAAAUGUUCAACUCUUCAUGAAAGUUCUGUAACAGAAACGGAGUUGUUUUGAGUUCUUUUUGCAAUUUUGCCUUUAUUUAUGCUCUAGUUUCAUGGUCUAGAGUACCUUAAGUGAAGACUAGGAUGAAAUAGCAUUCCACUGAUGCAUCUUCCUUAAGGAAUCUUUCCUUGCAGUAUAUGUGUUAUUCAUUUUACCAAACAUUUUUGAGUAAUGAUUAUUCCAAUAUAGUCUAUUAGGGUAACUCCAAGGACUCUAGAUAUAGUACAGAUUUCCACAAGGAAGUACCGGAAAAGAAAAAUGCAGUUUUGUCACAUAUUAAUUGGGAUUUAUAUCCUUUGAAGCAAUACUAAUUGUAAGAUUCAGCACUUAAAAAUAAAUGUUGUAGAAUAUAAAUGUUAAAAUUUUGAAACAUGGAAUACAUGUUUUACAUCUGUCACUGAUUAAGAGAUUAUUUUACGUGGGGAUCUUGUUGUUUAACCACUUUGUCAUCCUGAAUAUGCAAAAAACAAAACAAAAAACACCUCAUUUAAGUUGACUAUAGAGUUUAAAAAGGAUGGACAGUAGUUUGUGCUUUGGUGCUCAUCCACUUCAUAGUACAUUCUGUUGCUGGCAGUGGAAUGUGCUUUGUUUAAAUGUACUAUGUAUACGUUUUGAAUAACUUGGUAGUAUAAGAGUAAUCAUGGCAAAACCAGUAAGACAAUUAAAAGACCAAUAAUAUUAAGUGAUUGUGAUGUCUCCAUAAGACAACUAGACAGAGAUAAACGCUACAUAGUGCAUCCAUGUGUGCUGAAAGUGCACAUUAUCAAUAAGGCUGAUCAAUUGUGAUCAACUGAAGUAUGUAUCAUGAAUAUAGGCAAAGCCCACUGCUUAAUAUCUAUGGGAGGAAGUGCACCAUCAUUUGCAAGCAGCGGGGGAAGGGCCCCAAUUAGAAUGACAUCCAUUAUCAUUGUACUGCACAGAUACACAGUCCUAUUUAUCCACAUGUAUCAAGAAUUCAGAAAUUCUUUGGGACUAUGAGAAUAUAGCAUCUCUAUGCUAUUGACCCAUGUGAAGAGCUGAGGAUUUAAAUUUUUAAAAAUGUUUAAUGACUUAGUAUACCAAUUAAUAUCUCCACUUUAGGAAGAACCGGAAUACAGGAACAGCUUUGAGUCGCUUAGAAAUCUAGCUGCCCCAUUUCAUUCCUUGAUGCAGGGUGAAAUUUUGUAUUAUGGCCAGGGAGUUAAGUGUACCUGUAUGGCUUGAUCCAGACUUGGUCAUAAUUAGAAAAUAUCCACUGAAUGUAACGGUACCUCAGUUAUUAACCAACUCAAUUAUUAAUCAAUGAUGCAAUGGAUUAGAAUUGGUCAUAUGUAACAGUAGAGCUGUUGGGAUAAAUAAGAUAGUUAAUAAUCAAUAAAUGAGUUAGUUAAUAAUCAAGAUCAUCAGAUUAAUAAUCAAGAUCACCAGGUAGUGGUCCGAGACAUAUAACCAAUUGGGCAAGACAAGAAUGUGGUUGAUCUUACUGUGGAUAGACAUGGAUAGUGGAUGUCUAGAAGGUUUGCUAUAGAUUGGUCAAUAUUUUUUUAUUUAGCCCCCCUCCACCAGCUCAUUUUACAAAUGCAAAAAGAGAAGAACCUUUUAUUUCAGCUUGUAAAUGUUAGACUCCACAGUAGUCGAAAUAUGGUUUUUAUAGCAAAGAAAACCUAAAUGAGCCUUCGGUUCUUUACUUGAACAAUGAAUGGGAGCCAACAAAAGGAGCUUAAGAUUUAUCUGAAUACUAUAAAUAAAUAUACUACUUCUUGUCCCAGCUUGCCCAAUAAAUGUCUAAUGAUACUCGGUGAACUCAUUUCUCAUAGUGGGUUAGAAGAUGUCUUGAAUACAGCUUUAGCAUUGAUGUAUAAUGUUACGGUAUAAAUUAGAUCAACAUAUUCAGCCAGGGAGUGUGGCCCUCCAUAGGCUGUUGGGCUGCAGUGCCUGUGAUUCCUCACUACAGGUUAUUCUAACCACAGCUGAUGAGCACUUCAGUCAAAUGGUAUUUGGAAGGUUACACUGUCCCCAUGUCUGCACAGGUCAGUUGUCUCUAAACCAACCAAUAUUAAAGAAACCUACUGUCUUCUUGAUGUAUCUAUUGUACACCACUGGCUUGGGAAAUCAAUAGAAUAAAUUCCAGUAGCAUAAAAACAAAGCAGGAUUGAAUUUAUUACUAACUAGCUUUUACCAUGUAGAUACCAUGGCUAUAUCUCUCAAAGCCUAUGUAGCUUGUUAAGCUUCUACCUGUUGGUAGUCUUGUUGACUUUACUGCUGUUGGUCAGUAUCCAAAGAAAUAUUAUGCUAAUGUUCAAGAGUCCACUGCUUUUUUUCUUUUUUACAAAAACUAUCUCCUUUCUCAGUGGUAGAUCCUUUCAAAGCUGAAGGGGGCUUUCAAAAGUUGUGCUACACCUGAGGGCUCAGUUGUCCAAAGGAGAAACCGUCUCUUUCUGGGACCCUCCCACUAGGUACUGCCAGUAGAGAUUCCUACAAGUUGUAUGCGCUGCUAGAUGUUAUGGCAAGCAAAAGCUUUAAAAUAUCUUAUGUAAAACUGUACAUAGGUAUAAACUAAAAUGCUAACCUGUAACUAAGUACAAAAAUACAAUAUUUGCCUUGUAAUAUAUUGCAUAUUGGUACGAUAUUGCUUUGAUGUUGGAUGCAAGCCAAUGGUAAUGUACUUUUAGAGUCAACAUAGAGAAAUCUAUACCACUGUGUUGCUAGGAGGACCAGAUUUUGCUUCUGACUCCAAAAUGCAGCAUAUCUGAGGGAUAUAAGAGGAAGAGGUAUGAGCAUAACCACUACGAUGCAUUAACUGUUUUCUAACAUCUAAUAUUAUAUGUGUUAUAACCUGAGCCAUAAAGAUUUGUAUUUAUGUCCACCGUAAACUCAACAAAAUGUUUAUUAAAGAAAACUGUGAAUAAACAAGUCCUCAAAACA
This is a messenger RNA of Pogona vitticeps (central bearded dragon), 7335 nucleotides long. NCBI's taxonomy places the organism in Eukaryota, Metazoa, Chordata, Lepidosauria, Squamata, Agamidae. The record is from RefSeq and is a predicted model, not a curated record.